This is a messenger RNA of Zygotorulaspora mrakii, 4479 nucleotides long. RefSeq names its product putative ubiquitin-protein ligase UFD4 (gene UFD4). Gene Ontology annotation, cellular component: nuclear speck. Gene Ontology annotation, biological process: protein polyubiquitination; proteasome-mediated ubiquitin-dependent protein catabolic process. Lineage: Eukaryota; Fungi; Ascomycota; Saccharomycetes; Saccharomycetales; Saccharomycetaceae. The record is from RefSeq and is a predicted model, not a curated record. Gene Ontology annotation, molecular function: ubiquitin protein ligase activity. Bases 1 to 4479 code for a protein of 1492 amino acids. The transcript has a single exon.
AUGAGCCGUGGUGACGAGAAUAGCGAAACGCUGGGUAGCAGUGACUAUGGAAUGGAUGAUCAUAAUUCUGGGGAGGGCAGCGAGCCUUACAGCUAUCACCAGGAGGAAAUUAUAGGGAUGAGCGACAGGGAUGAAGAUUACGAAGACAAUCAUUCGGGUGGCGAUUAUUAUGGCGAGGAAGGGAGCAAUGAAGAGGAAGAUCAAGGCAUUUUAGUCGGCGCAGAUGACGACAUGGAUCAUGAAAGUGAUGUAUCUGAUCGUCGAAAUCGUGGCCAUGAUACGGACAGAAGUGGUUCCACACCAUUCAGUAGAGUAAACGAAAGAUUGUUUUCUGUUCAGAAUCUUUUGGGGAACAUGGCACAGGGAUUUGAAGGUGAGAGCAAUGAUAAUGAAGGACAUAUUGGUGGUGGUGGAACACAUGUAUUUGGAACUCGGCAAGGCCUUGGAAACUUAGCGGAGGCAUUUCCGGAAAUAAUUUCAUUAAUUAACGAUGGUGUGAGGAGGGGCAAUAAUGGUGAGCGAAAUGAUAGAUUUUCAACCCUUGUUAAUAACGUUUUAAAUGCUCCAGAAGAUACCUACAUCGCAAUGGAAAGUCUAAAAGAACUUUCCCAGCACUUACUGAUGAUGGAUCAGUUAGUGCUAGAAAGAAUGCUACCUACAGAAAAGCUUUUGAAAGGAAUAAUCGGCAUUAUUUCAGACUCAGCAUUGAAUGAGGAAUUGGAAUUGCAGCUUAUGUCCUGUAGAUGCCUCUACAACUUGUUUGAAAUGAAUCCGGACACUAUAACAGCGGCGGUUGAUCAGGGGCUUAUUCCAAAUCUUCAAGUUAAGUUACAGGAGAUUAGUUAUAUUGAUUUAGCCGAACAAAUUCUGGAAACGUUAGAACUGAUAUCAAGAGUUCACGGUAAAGAAGUUCUGAGGUCGGGCGCAUUGACAGCAUGCUUACAAUACCUUGACUUUUUUACAAUACAUGCACAAAGGAAAGCUGUUACAAUAGUUUCCAAUUCAUGUUGUAAAGUACGAACAGACGAUUUCGAGAUAAUUAAAGAGAUAUUUCCUACUUUGAUACCAAUUUUUGUGAAUGGUUCUGACUUUUUAAUUUUGGAUAAAAUAUUAAAGGCUCUAUAUGGUAUUUGUGAAGGUUUACGUAAAAAACCAUUGUUGGAAUCGCUUUUUACAAUAGAUGUCAUGCAACGAUUAGCCCAGUUGGCGUCGACUCCGGAAUCCAGUUUAGAAAGCAAGGUCAGAUGCUUUGAUAUCAUUUCAGUCUUGGUGAAAGCAAGUUGCCUUCUUUCGAAGGAUUUCAUUGAAAACUGCAAUGUUGUUGAUAUUUUAUUAAACUGUUUCAAUAGUUAUUCUAAAAAUUCAAAAGCAGCCCUUCAUGAAACUUUAAUAUAUGUCCCGAAGCCACUUCUACAUGCAAUCUCACGUACAGCCGUAUUGAUCUUUCCUUCAGAGAAAGAACAAAUUCUUUCGAUGGAUAAUGCUAAAAAACCGGAUUUGCAUUUAAACAGAAAGGGGUUUGAUAAACUCAUGAAGAAUCUCACUCCACUAUUAAUUGAAAUAUAUGUAAAUACCGUCGAUUUCGAUGUUCGUCGCUUAGUUCUGAUUGCUCUAGCUAGAAUUGCAACAUGUGUCGGUAUUUCAGAAGCAGGUCCAAUAUGUGAAAGAAUCAUUGGUUUAGCUGGGUCCACCUUGGCCCAGAGUGAUUCUCUUUUGGACAAGGAAAAAGAUCAAAUAAUGGUCUCGAGCACUUUGUUCGUUGGUGUAUUAUCUUUACUUGAUAUCUUGGCUGCGAGGUUUUCAUCUAGUGUAUUAACUCCGCUCAAAAGAGAGGGCAUCUUCAAUCUAGUAAAGAGCUUGAAACGUAUGCUCCUAGAACGGAAGAAUGAAGGUACAAUUACCAUUUUCGCUCAGGAUUCUGAUAUUGAGAGGUCUCCAACCACUGAGAGUGAAGAAUUUUUUGAAGAGGAGGAAGACGACGAAGACGACGAAGACGAUGAUGAUGAUGAUGAUGAUGAUGAUGAUGAUGAUGAUGGUGAUGACGAAUAUGAUAUGCAGUUUAGCACAAUGGAUAUACCAACAGAAAUCAAGCCAAACAACAUCAAAUUUGAAGUGUUGCGAUACAUGCCCCAAGACUUCAUAUAUUGGAAAAUUCUAGAACUUAGCGACCGACUGCUUACGACAUUUGACGUAGAUGAAGGUGUCGUGAGCGAGGAGUUACGUGAUAUCGAGAAAUUAGUUGAGUAUUUGCUUCAUAUCGAAUGGAAGGAGAACAAUCAGCAGAGCUGGAGAGAGCUUUGGGUCCGGAUAAGAAAUUGUAUUUUCAAGGCAGGAUUUGAAAUAUCUAGCUUCGAAUUUAUUUCAACCGGACUGGCAGCUGCGCUUGCUGCGACCAUCAGAAAGUUUGGGAUCAUUGGCUCAAUACCAAGGCGAGCAUUUUUGGAAGUGUUUCGGGAUGAUGAUGCUAAACGGCUUGUGCUUAUUUUGCAAUCAACAUUAACUAGACUUGAAUCAUUUCGCGUCACAGAAUGUGGCCUGCAGGGAAGCGAAGAAAGGGUGGCUUCUCUGGGCAAGCAUGUAAAAAUUAAGCUUGUUUAUGAUGAAGAUUCUGAUAUUGACCAAAUUGGGCAAACCUUAUCAGGAUCAACGAUCCACAUUCACUGUAUUGCAUCUUUUAAAACUCUGAACGAGUUCUUAAAGCACAGAAUGGCACAGGCAAGGUUCUUGAGCUCAGUAAUGCCAAGCUUGACAUCAACUGAACCUGGUUCCUCAAAUAAUAAUGGCUUAGAAGAAGUCCGAAACUGGGUCUUUGAAUUCUCUACCGAGCAGGAAACGCUCAAACUAAAUGAUACAAUCUUUUAUGGUUUAUUUAGAGCAUACAAAGCAUCUGGGAAAGAUCUUAAUACGUUAUGGCAUGAGCCACAGGUCAUCAAAUUUAAGAAAGUUAAUGAAACUGUCGCGCAAGUUGAGUCUUUGAUGGCACUAUAUGACCAUGAACUUGACGAUAAGAACGAAAUCUUGAAGCCGGCAGAUGAUAUCUUCACACUUUUGAAAUUUUUGAGAAUCAAGGAGCUUCCAAGUGACAUCUUUAUCAACUCAAAGUUAAGUGCCAAGUUGUCGAGACAGUUAGAAGAGCCCCUGGUUGUAGCAAGCGGGCUUCUGCCUCAUUGGACUCUGCAGCUUACAAAGAGGUACUAUUUUCUGUUUCCUUUUGAUACCAGGUUAUUUUUUCUGCAAUGUACGUCUUUUGGUUACGGUAGAUUAAUUCAACUUUGGAGGAAUAAGACUGGGACUGUGAAAGAUUCGCAUGGUGAUGAUUCUCUACAGAAACUGGGCAGGAUAACAAGACACAAGUUGCGCAUAUCUAGAAGCUCGAUGUUUUUAAGCGGUCUGAAAAUCCUGGAUAAAUAUGGAUCAAGUCCCAGCGUCUUAGAAAUUGAAUAUCAAGAUGAAGUUGGGACCGGUUUGGGGCCUACAUUGGAAUUCUAUGCGUCUGUGUCGAGAGAGUUUACCAAAAAAAACUUGCAAAUAUGGCGUUAUGAUCGAUACGCGCAUCAAGACGCCGAUUAUGUGGCUACCCCUUUGUUUCCUGCACCACUUGACCCGAAGGAAGACAACGAAAAAGUUCUUGAACUGUUCCUUCAUUUAGGGACAUUUGUGGCUAGGUCCAUGUUAGACAACAGAAUCUUGGAUUUCAACUUCAAUAGGGUUUUCUUCGAGUUAACUCACAGAAGAUGCAGAAGUAGAAACAAUAUGAAGUUUCAUGAAGAUCUCGAAGAUAAUUUAUUUUUAUUGUCUCUUGUGGACGGCCAUUUGGCUAAGUCCUUGAAAUUCCUCUAUGACCACAGAGACAGUGAGGUUGAUUUGGAACAGCUAACACUUUUUUUCACUUUGCCAGGCUACGAUAUAGAUUUGAUAGAGAAUGGAUCAAGCAUACAAGUCACCAAUCAAAACGUUGAAAACUAUAUCACCCUUGUGAUUGAUUUUGUCCUGGCAAGUGGUAUCAAAGAACAACUGGACCGUUUUAUCGAUGGGUUUUCCAAGGUGUUUCCCUAUACUUCUUUACUGUUACUGGAUCCAGAUGAGCUAGUUGGCUUAUAUGGUAAUUUCCAAGAGGACUGGUCCUCUGCGACGCUAUACGCAACCAUCAAUGCAGAUCAUGGGUACACUAUGGACUCACCUUCCAUUCACGAGUUGGUAUCUAUCAUGGGAUCUUUUUCCAUACAAGAAAGACGUCUUUUCUUACAGUUUUUGACGGGUUCACCAAAGCUUCCAAUAGGUGGAUUCAAGAGCCUCAAACCCAAACUGACGGUAGUUUUGAAGCAUCCCGACGACAAUUUAACUGCAGACGCAUAUCUCCCAAGUGUUAUGACCUGUGCAAACUACUUCAAAUUACCAAAGUACAGUGAUCGGAACAUGAUGCGGUCCAGGAUCGUUCAGGCAAUGAACGAAGGAAUGGGACCUUUUCUGUUAUCCUGA